CCAGUGGUGCUGAUGCUGUGACAAUGGGAGUCCUCCAGAAGAGAAGCGGCAUCCGGACCGAGCGACAUUAAACACGGCGAGCUGCACCGGGCCGGGAGACGGUAGAAACACCGGGAGGAAGCUGCAGCUGCUGCCGGGAAAGGUCCAGAGAUGGGAGCGUUCAGCCGGCAGAAGUUCUUCCAGGAGCUGUGGGGGGGCUGCCUGCUGCCCACCGCCCAGCAGGGCCUGGAGCAGGUGUGGCAGCUGCUGCUCAUCUGCCUGCUCUGCCGCCUGCUCUGGAUGCUGGGCCUCCCGUCCUUCCUGAAGCACCUGGUUACGGUUGCCGGGGGUUUCUACACCCUCUACCUGUUCUUCGAGCUGCACAUGAUCUGGGUGGUGCUGCUCAGCCUGCUCUGCUACCUCUUCCUCUUCCUCUGCAGACACUCCACCAUGAGAGGCACCUUCCUCUCCAUCACCGUGCUCAUCUACCUGCUGCUGGGAGAGCUGCACAUGAUGGACACCACCAACUGGCACAAGAUGAGAGGUUCUCAGAUGGUGGUUGCGAUGAAGGCGAUCUCUCUGGCCUUCGAUCUGGACCGAGGAGUGGUCUCCAGCGUCCCCUCGCCCCUCGAGUUCAUGGGAUACAUUUACUUUGUGGGGACGGUCAUCUUCGGGCCCUGGAUCAGCUUCAACAGCUACAGAGAGGCUGUGGAGGGGCGGAGGCUGAGCUUCUCCUGGCUGAGUAAGGUGUGUGUGAGCUGGGUGAAGAGUCAGCUCUGUCUGGUGAUCUCGAACUGCGUGGCUCCGUACCUCUUCCCCUACUUUAUACCUCUCUACGGAGACAAGCUGCUGCGAGGCAAAAAGAGGAGGAAGAUCAGGGGAACACCAGCAAAGUGGCUGCUGGCGUACGAGAACACCAUGUCUUUCCACUUCAGUAAUUACUUUGUGAGUUAUCUGAGCGAGACGACUGCGACUCUGGCCGGAGCGGGCUUCACCGAGGAGAAGGAGAACCUCAAAUGGGAUCUGAGUGUCUCCAAGCCUCUGAGCAUCGAGUUCCCUCGCUCCACGGUGGAGGUGGUGACUUCCUGGAACCUGCCCAUGUCUCGCUUCCUGCACACCUAUGUUUUUAAGAGUGCUCUAAAAUUCGGGACGUUCUCCGCCAUCAUGGUGACGUACACAGCCAGCGCCCUGCUGCACGGUUUGAGUUUCCAUCUGGGCGCGGUGCUCCUCUCUCUCGGCUUCAUCACGUACAUCGAGCACGUGUUGCGGAAAAGGCUCGCAGCCAUCUUUAAUGCUUGUAUUCUGUCAAAGAAAUGUCUGCCAAACUGCACUCACCGGAACAAAAAGGGUCUCUGGGUGUUUUUGAUCAACAUCGCCUUCAGUGCUUUGGCGAUCCUCCACCUGACGUACCUGGGCUCCGUGUUCAACUCCAGCGUCGACUACAUGGAUGAGGAGGAGGACGAUAUCACCCAUCAUACCAUCCAGAAGUGGUCGGAGCUGAGCUGGAUGAGCCACUGGGCCACAUUCGGAUCCUGGAUAUUAUACCGACUCAUCCUCUGAUGAAGGCACACGGAGUGAGUGAAGCAAUAAGGAGAGACGAAAGGCUCCACGUCUGCACUGUGACUUUGUUCUGCAGCAGACAGAAGAGAACAGAGAACCAGCAUGCAGUGUUCAGGUUGCAUGCUGGGUAGUAUGUUGUUCUAACCUGCUGGGGACUGGAUCUAUAUUAGUGUUCUUUGACUCCCUGCGCUCCACGCUAUACCCUGAAAUCCUCAACCUGACCAUUAGAAGCUGUCCCUAAAGAGAGGGCCCUGAAGGCAGCAUCUCCCUGUUUCCCUCCACAAAAAGCAAAGGGGUUUUUCCAUUGGAUUAUUGUAGAAAAUAAUCUCUGUGGAAAACACAAGUUUAUGAUAUUUACACGUUUUGUUCAGCAGGAUAAUCUUCCCAUAUUAACACCACUUAAUGAUUUCUGAAGUUAAAAUCUAACGUUGGGCUAUAAAGGAACUACAGCACGGUCACAUGACUUCACGUCACCACCGCUAAGCUAAAGGCGGCUAAUAUUGGGCUAUAAAGGAAC
This is a messenger RNA of Gymnodraco acuticeps, 2056 nucleotides long. Its product is annotated as protein-serine O-palmitoleoyltransferase porcupine-like. The record is from RefSeq and is a predicted model, not a curated record. Gene Ontology annotation, biological process: lipid modification; canonical Wnt signaling pathway; Wnt protein secretion. Gene Ontology annotation, cellular component: endoplasmic reticulum; membrane. NCBI's taxonomy places the organism in Eukaryota, Metazoa, Chordata, Actinopteri, Perciformes, Bathydraconidae. The transcript has 15 exons. The coding region runs from base 151 to 1539 and encodes 462 amino acids. Gene Ontology annotation, molecular function: palmitoleoyltransferase activity; Wnt-protein binding.